AUGGCUGAUGAUAAUAAGGAUGAUUCGAGUGCAGGAGAGGUUUACAUAAACUCUUCUAGCCUAAGCGAAAAUCAAAUAAAGGCUCUGGAUCAACUGCUACAGUUUCAGUGCUUCAGGCUCGAGAAGAAGCUUAACUCGCUUCAAUUGAAACGCAAGCAUUUAUCCGAGGGAAAGGAUGUCCAUGUUGGCCUCGCAGAGUUAAUUUCGCGUGAGAUAAUAGAGGCGGCUGAGUUUUUAUCGAAUUCAUCCGAGCAUUCCCUUAAACAGGAAGAACAUGGAUUAAACAAGGUAAAAUUUGGACCCAAAACGAGAAUUCAGGAUGAAAUCACAAGAAUAAUUGAUAACAUAAAUCUACGGGAGUCUUCUGAACCUAAACAUGUACAAUUUGUGGAAAGUGAGGAGGAUGAGUCAUCGAGCACAUCUAAAGAACAGAGUAACGAAAAGGAGGAGGUCUUUGUGAGGAAAAACAAGAGAUCAUCUACGUUGCCGAACCCUAACGACAAAAUGAAUUUGUUAAACGACGCCCGGUUGGUUAUUUUGCCAGCCGACUGUUCGAACGCCUGUAGAACAACGUAUUUUGCCUCACUACGACAAUUACAAUUAUUAUUAGCUGGAGAAGUACAGCUGAUACUGCACAAUAAGGGGACCUGCAAGCCCUGCGCAUUUGUAUACAAUAAGAAAAAAACGUGCCGAAACGGACCGAGUUGUGGAUUCUGCCACCACGAAGAUCAUGCUUUAUGUACAGUAAAAAGAUGGAAAAAACAGCAAAAACUAGUCUCAAGCGGAAGCCUAACAUCUGAGGCAAUUCAGCAGAUUAGGAGAUCUAAUUCGGAAGUCGGAUAA
Molecule: messenger RNA, 843 nt
Organism: Theileria orientalis strain Shintoku
Lineage: Eukaryota; Apicomplexa; Aconoidasida; Piroplasmida; Theileriidae
Exons: 5
Coding region: 1-843 (280 amino acids)
Molecular function (GO): metal ion binding
Source: RefSeq, a predicted model, not a curated record